Messenger RNA from Eurytemora carolleeae, 2844 nucleotides. RefSeq names its product potassium voltage-gated channel protein Shal (gene Shal). The transcript is spliced from 6 exons. Gene Ontology annotation, cellular component: voltage-gated potassium channel complex; membrane. Gene Ontology annotation, biological process: protein homooligomerization; potassium ion transmembrane transport. The coding region runs from base 282 to 2261 and encodes 659 amino acids. The record is from RefSeq and is a predicted model, not a curated record. NCBI's taxonomy places the organism in Eukaryota, Metazoa, Arthropoda, Copepoda, Calanoida, Temoridae. Gene Ontology annotation, molecular function: protein binding; A-type (transient outward) potassium channel activity.
GUUGUGUGCAGUGUAGAGACAACACACUUUUUUCAGCCCAGCAAGGACAGACAUUGUUGUAAGCGACACUAUCCGGUCAUCUUGUCUAACCUGCGGCCCUAGUUAGUGAAGCACAGUGCAGCUAGCAACUAGUAUGCGGGUCAAUACUAGAGUUUCACCUUAAUCAGAGUGAAAUUAACAUGGGAUAAUCAAGAGAGACCAGAGAGUAGUAAGGGCUACAGUACCAGAACCUCCCAUGGAGUUAAGAAGAGAGUGAGAGUUAGUGAAAUUAAAUUGUCAAUAUGGCAUCGGUGGCUGCAUGGUUGCCUUUUGCCAGGGCGGCCGCUAUCGGCUGGGUGCCCAUUGCUUCGAAUCCCUUGCCCCCACCCCCGAUAACAAAAGGGGCGAGGAAGACAGAUGAUGAAAAGUUAAUUAUUAACGUAAGUGGGAGAAGGUUUGAAACCUGGCAAAACACAUUAGAAAAGUAUCCAGAUACAUUGCUGGGAUCAAAUGAAAAAGACUUCUUUUUCGACGAGGAAUCAAAAGAAUACUUUUUCGACCGUGAUCCAGAAGUUUUUAGACAUAUACUAAACUAUUAUAGAACAGGUAAACUUCAUUAUCCAAAGCAAGAGUGUCUCACCCAAUAUGAUGAAGAGCUUGCCUUUUUUGGUAUAAUGCCAGAUGUCAUCGGAGAUUGUUGUUAUGAGGACUAUCGUGAUAGAAAGAGGGAAAACGCAGAAAGAAUUAUGGACGACAAGGCCGAUGAUGAAGAACAAAAUGAUGGUAUUAUCCUCGAAACCCUUCGAGAGCGGAUGUGGCGUGCAUUUGAAAAUCCACACACUUCAACCCCUGCCCUUGUAUUCUACUAUGUGACUGGGUUCUUCAUAGCAGUUAGCGUGAUGGCAAAUGUAGUUGAAACAGUUCCUUGCGGAGAAAUCCCUGGUCGGAACGAAGUGUUAGCCUGUGGUGAUAAAUAUAAGAUAUCUUUCUUCUGUUUGGAUACAGCUUGUGUUAUGAUUUUCACUGCUGAAUACUUCCUAAGACUAUUUGCGGCUCCAGACCGCUGGAAGUUUAUGCGGAGCGUAAUGAGUGUUAUAGAUUUUGUGGCGAUCAUGCCCUACUAUAUCGGACUAACCAUGAAAGAUGACAAUGAAGUCAGCGGGGCAUUUGUAACCCUGAGAGUGUUUAGGGUUUUCCGCAUUUUCAAAUUUUCACGACAUUCCCAAGGAUUACGUAUUUUGGGAUACACCCUGCAGUCAUGUGCUAGUGAACUGGGGUUCUUAGUGUUCUCACUUGCCAUGGCCAUCAUUAUUUUCGCAACGAUAAUGUUCUAUUGCGAGAAAAAUGUAGAAAAUUCCACCUUCACAUCCAUUCCAUCCUCCUUCUGGUAUACCAUUGUAACUAUGACAACACUAGGGUAUGGGGAUAUGGUCCCGAACACUAUGAUGGGUAAACUGAUAGGUUCAGUUUGUUCUCUUUCUGGAGUUCUUGUAAUUGCUCUUCCGGUUCCUGUCAUCGUUUCAAACUUCUCCAGGAUUUACCAUCAAAACCAGAGAGCAGACAAGAGAAAAGCACAGAAGAAAGCACGACUGGCCCGAAUACAAAUUGCAAAAGCGACAAGUGGCGCGGCAUUUGUUGCUAAAAAACGCGCAGCGGAAGCUAGACUUGCCGCGCAAGAAGCUGGGAUAUAUGUGGAAGACGACGGAAACGAAAAUAUAUUUGAAUUGCAGCAUCAUCACCUUCUAAGAUGUCUCGAGAAAACAACGGAUCGAGAGUUUGUGGACAUGGAUUUACCCUUUAAUGGUAUUGGUGGAGCUAAGAAACCCCGGUCAGGGUCCCGACCCUCCAGCCCUGACAACAGUGAAGAGGUUCCUACCUGCUUUGCUUGCUGCAGUAAGAAGGAGGAGAAUGGUAAAAAUGUGACCAACAACGGGCCGAGUAGCUCUGCCCUGAAUGAGAGUAACAUGAACGCUGUACUGGCACUACAGGAACACCGGCCCGACAAACAUACAGUUUAUGAACUACCAUUAGUGGAUAAAUACAAACAUGAUACAGUGACCCCUACACCAAACUCCCAUGGGUCAAAUUCGUUACCUGUCACCGUCACAUCAGCAAUAGUAACCAUUAGUUCCACCCCCUCCACCCUUCAGACCCCCCUUCUACCCCCUCAACAACAGGGAGGACUACCCUCACAUCAACAAGAGCAGGGGUACCAAGGACCUCUUUCCUUUUCUGGGGAACCCCCUGAAACUCCGACUCAAGUGAAAAUAUCAAAUUUAUAAUUUGAUGAAAUCAUAAAAAUAUUCUGUUUGAACAGGAAACAUUUCCCAACCUUCCUUUCAUAAAAUUAAAUAGAUAAAAUGGGCGUUUAUUCCUCUUUUUCAUCCUCUCUUAAUAACAAAAUGAACAUUUGAUAAAACUUUUAAUUUUUUAAAACUUUUUUAUUUUAAGUAUAAAUUUUAAUUUACUCAUUUAAGAUUUAACAUCUUUUACUGCAUUUUUUUGGAAGAUUUUUUAAUUGGACAGAAUAGUAAGCUGCUUAUAAGGACUGUGAUAGUUUUUUUUCAGCAAUCCUCUACUUUGAAUGGACUAAGCCUGAUUCACAACGGUAUCCUUUAUGACUUUGUCUGUUUAAAAAUAUGAAAGAUAUAUCGUCGGGUUACAAACUUAAAAUAUUUGGAAUUUUUGCAAAAUCCUACACAGUUUCUGCAGCAAUAAUCGGCAAGUUAUUUUUAAAACUGAUUAUAACCGACUACAUGGCUAAGCUUUUGAUGGCGCUGGUGCGAAUAAGGAGUAUGGAAUAGAAGGGAGAUACAACGGACGCGGCCCGCCCUAUCAUAUGAUUAUACAAUAUACAUGCUUUGC